Messenger RNA from Oryza sativa Japonica Group (Japanese rice), 1901 nucleotides. RefSeq lists its product as uncharacterized. NCBI's taxonomy places the organism in Eukaryota, Viridiplantae, Streptophyta, Magnoliopsida, Poales, Poaceae. Gene Ontology annotation, molecular function: DNA-binding transcription factor activity. The record is from RefSeq and is a predicted model, not a curated record.
AUUCUGUGCCAUUUCAUGAUGUCUCAUCGAAUCAUCAAGAAUUGAUGUGAGUGAGCCUCCUCCUGCUCCUUUCUCGUGAUCUACACAUGAUGCACCACAGUGUGCAGCGUCACCUGCUCGGUUCAGGUCAAAAGUCUCAAAAGUAGGAGCAUCUAAAAUCGCUUGAGCUAGCAUCAUCGCUUGAGCUAAGUUAUUUGUUCUUUUAUUUAAGUUCCUAACUCACCGCAUAUUUCACACACAUGCUUUCCAAGCUAAUAAACAAUAUGAGAUGUGUUCGGUAGCCAUUUCUGUGGCAACCCUACAGACGCGAUGCAUAUUAUGCGCAGCCGCAGCCCUGUCAGCUGAACAAGCCCAUGUUUUUUUUUAAAAAAAGGUUAUAUACGAAAAUUGCUUUAAAAAUCAUAUUUUUUAAAAAAACAAAGUCUGAUGAUUUUUGUAGAUAAAGGUUUAAGUGGUUUUAGCGUGAAAUUUAGUGAUUUAGAGGGCCGGCCAAGAGAGCUCAACAAUCCAGAACAUACCAAUAUCAACAACAAAUAAAACGGACGGCUGUGAUUGAGUUUGGUGGAGUGCUAGGCGACAGAAACGGCCAAGGUCAUGGAGGGAAGACAUCGGGUCCCACCUGACAUGGGGUGGGCCCCACUUGUCAGUCCUGGGACGCUAUAAAAUGCAGUACACCCACAGGAGACAGCCUCCCUUCGAGUACACUAACCUCUCGGCUUCUUCCGCCAUGGCGACCACGCCCUUCUUCCUAUGGGCCACGAACGCCACCUCCUCCUCCUCCUCCUCGGCCGCCGCCGCCGCCGUCUCUGACCACGACGUCGGAGGUCUCCGCGCUGAGGAGGAGACAGCGGCGGCGGAGGCGACGCAGCUCUCGCCGGAGCUCGCGGCGGCCGUGGCGAGGCCGAGGCUGCGGCGGCAGGCUUCUUCCUCCUCACCGGCGAAGCAGCAGCAGCAGCAGGUGGGGGGAGGAGGGAGCAAGAGGGCGCCGCAGCGUGGCCUCGGCGUGGCGGAGCUCGAGCGCCUCCGCUGCGGCGGGGACCCGUUCCGCGACCUCAACGCCGCCGUGGCCGCCAUGGGGGACGCCGCCGCCGCCAUCCACCGCCACCACCACCACCUGCCUCUCCCCGCCCUCGACGCCGACGUCGCCGGCGGGGGCGGCCACUACGCGCCGCUGCUGGUCCGCCCGGCACUUCCUCCCCUUCCUCCGCCACCGGCGGCUGCUCCCUUCUGCCACCUCCACUCGUCCUCGUCGGCCGCCGCCGGCCACAACGUGGCGCCGCCGGAGCUGCAAUUCUUGAGGGAUCGGUGCAUGGGUGGCUUCGCCGGCGCCGGCCAGCUGCUGCCGCUCGCGCCAGAGCACCCUUCAAGCCAAAGCAACACCAUCUGGCGCCCGGCGUCUUCUUCUUCCUCCUCCUCCUGCCUCCCAGCCACCCACCGCUGCGACCUCUGCUCCAAGACAAUGGUGAUGGCCUUGGCGGAGAGAGGAGGAGCACGAGGCGCCGCCACCACCACCACCAACACGCCGGACUACUCCAUCUACGAUCUCGCCGCCGCCAUGGCCACCGCUCGCAAGGAGAAGGGGCAUGGGGUGUUCUUGGGUAGGGAGAGGAAGAACGACGAGGCGGCGGCGGCGGCGGAGAAGGAGGUGAGGGAGAUCGAGUUCUUCCCGACGAGCACCACCCACGCCGACGAGUCGGAGUUCGCCGCGGCGCCGUUCUCCUCGUCGGCCGGUGGUGGCUGCGGCGCCGUGCCAUUGGACUUGUCCCUGAGGCUGUAGCCAUCAAUGGCGUGCGCGUGCGUACGUAGGGUUUUAGAUUCUUCUCCUAGUUCGAUCAAUCAGGUUAUAAAUGCUUAAUUUUCGCAGCCAGAGAUGGAUGAAAUUAAACACUAUGAUGCCUCUC